AUGGCCUGCUGGAUGCGCCGGCGGUUGGAGGUCGGGGCGGAGGCUAUGGUCUGCAAGCUGACUCUGAGCUCGGCAUUUUCGUUGUCCAGUUUGUGAAGGCCUGGCCAUAAGCACUUUUCGGGGUUUGAAGAGGUGGUGCUCAAGAACAUUCGCUCCUGUAAGGAAAUCGCGGGGAUGGUUAAGCGCUCCCUCGGGCCAAAUGGCCUCAAAAAAAUGGUGGUCAACCACAUCGACAAGAUAUUCGUCACCUCCGACACCGCCACCAUCUUCAGGGAGCUUGUGCAGCACCCUGCUGCCAAGCUCAUCGUCAUGGCCUCUCAGAUGCAGCAGGGGAGUAUGGCGAUGGCACCAAACUUCGUGGUGACGCUGGCGGGAGAGCUGCUGUCCCAUGCGUAGGCGCUGAUCAAGAUGGGCCUGCACCCCAACCAGAUCAUCUCCGGCUACGAGCAGGCCUGCGCAAAGGCGCUUGAUAUCCUCCCCUUCGCUGAUGGCCUACGAGGUCAAGGAUCUCCGGGACGAGGACGAAAUCGCCAUGCUGCUGAAACCCGCCCCUGACCUCCCAAACUGCCCUCCUACGGGGAGUUCCUAUCGAAGGAGGUGGCCAAGGCCUGCAUCAUGUCUUUGCCGGAGGUGGCCUCCCGCUUCGACAUCGACAACAUCAGGAUCGUGCAGGUCAUGGGCUCCAACAUCACGGACUCGUACACCAUGCGAGGGUUCCUGGUCAAGCGCGAUGCUGAGACCACUGUCAAGAACGUAGCGAGCCCCGUGGUGGCCGUCUACAGCUGCUCGAUCGACACGACCGCAGACACGAAAGGAACCGUGCUGAUCAAGAACGCAGAGGAGAUGCUCAACUACGCGAAGGGGGAGGAGCAGAUGGCCGAGAAGACGAUCGCCGGCAUGGCCACAGCAGGCGUGACACUGGUGGUGACGGGCGGGACCAUCUCGAACAUCUGCUUGCACUACCUGGAGAAGUAUGGAAAUCAGGCGGUCAAGAUCGCGAGCAAGUUCGAGCUGAAGCGACUGGCCCGGGCGGCAGGGGCCAACGUCCUCUCCAAGCUGCAGAACCCUGGGGCUGAUGAUCUGGGCAGGCUGGACAAGGCGCAUGUCUUUGAAGUGGGGUCUGAAAAACUGACGAUUUUCGAGAAAAACACCGAGAAUUGCAAGCUCAGCACGAUCAUCAUCCGAGGGUCAACUCGCGGGCUCAUGGACGACAUCGAAAGGGCCAUCGACGAUUCCGUGGCAGUCUAUCGCUCCGCCAUCCACAGCCACAAGUUCGUGCCCGGCGCAGGCUCCACCUAGACCAUCCUGGCCACCAAGCUGUAGCACGAGGGCAAGCAGCUCAAAGGCCUCGACCAGUACAGCUUCACCCGCUUCGGCAAGUCCUUUGAGAUCAUCCCCGAAGUGCUCGCCUAGAAUGCGGGCCUUGACUCCAACGAGUUCAUCGCCAAUUUCAUUGCCGCUAACCUGACCGAGCCUUCGGGACUGGAUAUGGGGAAGGGAGCGCUCUGCCCCGUCUCUGAGUCGAAGGUUUAUGACCACCUGGACACCAAGCUCAACGCGGUCAAGCUGGCCGCCGAGGCAGCGAUCACCGUGCCGAUCGACCAGAUCAUCAUCGCCAAGCCCUCCGGUGGCCCCAAAAUGCGAGGCGAGAACAAAAACUGGGACGCCGAGGAAUGA
Messenger RNA from Hippocampus zosterae (dwarf seahorse), 1677 nucleotides. RefSeq lists its product as uncharacterized. Lineage: Eukaryota; Metazoa; Chordata; Actinopteri; Syngnathiformes; Syngnathidae. Gene Ontology annotation, cellular component: chaperonin-containing T-complex. The record is from RefSeq and is a predicted model, not a curated record. Gene Ontology annotation, molecular function: ATP-dependent protein folding chaperone; ATP binding; ATP hydrolysis activity. Gene Ontology annotation, biological process: protein folding.